Messenger RNA from Mytilus californianus (California mussel), 3015 nucleotides. RefSeq lists its product as uncharacterized. NCBI's taxonomy places the organism in Eukaryota, Metazoa, Mollusca, Bivalvia, Mytilida, Mytilidae. Bases 1723 to 2970 code for a protein of 415 amino acids. The transcript has 17 exons. The record is from RefSeq and is a predicted model, not a curated record.
GAUAAAUUAAAGCCCUUCGUGUUGUGUUACAAACGGUGGAUGUAUUUAAGUAUCAGUUGAAGAAGGAAUUAGAAAUCACACUAAUGUCAAAGUUACAGUUUUCCUUCUCAGUACUGGACAGAUUUAUCCACGAUGUUCAAAAACCGGUUGCACAUCCAACUGCUGGCGAUGCUAAACGGGCUUCUUCUGCCAUUGACGACAUCAUAAAUAAUGUUCCACUGAUCGAUGAAUUAAAUGUGAAAGGCUUGCGAGAUCUAAUCAAACUUGCAGAAAAAGGAAAGUUCACAGACAUGAAAAACAAAGCCAGCGAAGCUAUUUCUGAUUACCAGAUAAUUGAAUCAUUUUACAAGAAAAAGGUUCUGCCCACAGCGGAAAGUUUAGAAUCAAAUGAUAAGGAAAAGCAACCAAAAUUGAAAGAGGUCACCGAUUCAUUACUGAACCCAUCUUAUGAGCUUAUGAAUACAUAUACAUCAGAUGACAGACCACAUGGUCAGGAUUUGGUCAAUAGCAGACUUCUGCAUCAACAUAACACCACAGAAAUAAACGAAAGAAGAAGUCAAGACGCAAGCCUUUCAAUCCAUAACCAGAAUCCGAUGAUCACGGACAUAUCCGAUAUCAACAGACCUACAAAGGUAGCGGAACAAUUCUCUGCCCUGUAUGACAAUGAAUGGACAGACACUUUUGAUGCCAUUGCUAGGUUGGAGGGACAGAAGGCAAAUAUAGAAAAAGAAAUCAUUAUUUAUCUGGAUGAUGUUCUAAGGAAUAUUUACGUGUAUACAGUAAAACGAGUUCCAGCUCUAGUAGACAAUAUCGCACUACAAUUGGAGCAAACAAUGUUGGAUCCAGUAAGCAGUACCAAAGAAAAAGUUACCAAUCCAAGUGUGAUACACAACAGCAAGUUUCAGCGAUACGCUAAGACUUGCGUCAAAGAGACUGCAAAAUUAAGCAUUCAAGCUCUGAUACAGGAUUUCAAAAAGACAGAACUACGUCCGAGCCUUCAAAAGUACCAAGACAACUUUGGUGUGAAUAAAUAUAUAGACAAGUGUAUAGAAAUAUGCUGGUUUAUGAAUGUUCUUGAUCCCCCUAUGGUACUAAAAUGGCCUAUGGAACAUCAAGAGGCAGAAGAUUUAGCUGAAAAUUUUAGACAUUAUACAAAAGCUGGAAUUCAGUUGGAUUUUGCAGUGUGGCCUGCACUUCUGUUCUAUGACCAAGGUCCUUUAGUUGUGAAAGGAGUGAUGCAAAUGAAAUGAUGUUUUGCAACUUGUCGGUUCAUGCACGGUGUUCUAGCAUUAAAACUUCAAAUUUUGAGUGAUUGAUAAAAUUUAUAUAAUUUCAAUAUUUAGUUUAUAUAUGAUUUUCAUACGAAGUGCUCAAAGACAAAUAACUCUUGCUAUCUACUGUUCAAAACAAACCUCAUUAUACCGAAUCAAUGACAUUGUAUUUCACAUUUGAAUGAACAGCCAAUUGUUCAGCUUAAAUGUACAAUAGCUUCUUUUGAAAUGUAUUAGCCUAUAAAGAUUAAAUAAAGAUAGUGAAUAUGUGAAAGAAUAUAUAAUAUGUAGUCGUCAGUAGGUUUGUUGUCUUAACUUGUUAAUCACCCGUUAAUUGAAAUAAAUUUAAAUACCGAUAGCCUGUAUUCUAUAAAUAACAAACCUGUUUUGGGGAAACUCAUCGAAUUUGUAGAAUACAACGAUGAAAUUGACUUCCUGAAGGAGAUCAGCAAUGGACUCCAACAAUGAAGGCACCGGUCCAUAUAAAACAACACUGAAGGUUUCUUUGCAAACGAAAGAAGUGGACAAAACAGAAACUACUGCCUCAGAACAGGCUUUAAACAGUACUGCUAGAAUACAGAAUAGUGAUGUUGCUAAACCAGGUAUAAUUGACAAGGCAAAGACUGGACAACAGCGAGGAGGAACUAAACAUGAAAAUAGAAUAGUUGGAAAUCAAUGGAGCGAAUGGAAACCGACUGGAAUACAAGACUUAGAUGCAAUCCGUGAAAUCAUGAAAGAAGCACUAGAAGGUGGACAGUCGUCAAUGGAUUUACUUAAUCAAAAAGUUCAAGAGUUAAUCGAAAGUAAGCAGAAAGAUACAGAAAUGAUAGAACAAUUAAAACAGAAAACAGAAGAACUGUCAAGGUUACUGAAGGAAGAGAGAGAAAUAAACGAAAAACACAGAACGACACAAACAAAAAAAGAAAUGACAGAAAAAGAGAAAGAAAUAACAGAACUCCAAAAAGAAACAGCAGGACUUAAAGAGGAAACUGAAAAAUUAAAACAGGAAGUGGAAAGCUUGAGAACAAGUCUAAGUAAAGCUGCAGGAGAGAAGUUGACAGAUGGUAACCCUACAAUUACUGAUCUUAGUGAUCCGAAUCGUCCUCAGAAACUAUGUGAAAAAUUCAACAGCUUGUAUGACAACUUAUGGACUGAUGCCUUUGAACAUGUUUUCAAAGAUGAAAAUAAUGAGAAAUUAGCCGCCGGAAGACUAGUAGAUAUAUUCAGGAAAUGCUGGGAGUUUUGUUGCAAUUGCGCUGAUCAUCAGCUUGAAAUAUUACAAGAAAAGUUUGUGCGUCCAGAAGUUAUCACGGAAGAAAUGAAUAGACAUGGGUUAAUACAGACAUUCUCGAAGUCAGAACUGAAAAUGAUAAAAGAUGCAAGAAAAGCAGUUGCAAAGCAUACAUUGGUUAAUUUAACACAGUUUUACUGGAAAACGAAAGCAAGACAGAAAGAGGUAAUACGACCGUACGUAGAUGCUUGUUUGGAAAUUUGCUGGUAUGCUGCUAUUAAUGACCCAAAACUGGACUUUAAUUUCGAGCCAAUAAAGAACAAAGAAGAUUUCAGAGGUUAUACAAAGUCAGGAAAAUUUGUAGACUAUAUAGUAUGGCCAGCCAUGUAUCUCCAUACUGAUGGGCCAUUACUUUAUAAAGGUGUUGUGCAGCUGAAAGAUAACGAGGGAGAAAGAGAACAAAUGUGAAAUAAAUAUUGUUGAUUUUAUAAUUAAAUAUCGUUUAUUAAAUAA